AUGGCACAAGCUGUCACCUGUCGGGUAAAAUUCAUUCCUAUGCAACUUGAGUUUGUGGCAACAUUUGUGUACGUCUAUAAUGUAAAGGAAGAUAGGAAGAUGAUGUGGGAUCAUUUAAGUCAUCUAAGUGGGAAUCGUAAGGAGCCGUGGAUAAUAUUGGGAGAUUUUAAUGUCGUGUUGCAUCGAGAUGAUAGACUGGGAGGAAAUACAGUUACUCUAGCUGAGGUAACUGAUUUCCAAAACUGUAUUGAUAAUUGUGGUUUGGAGGAAAUGGCCAAUUCAGGGAACACGUAUACCUGGAGUGAUAAACAGGCUGCUCGGAUUUUUUCAAAAAUUGAUAGAGUGUUAGUCAAUGGUGAGUGGGUGGAUCAGAUGCCUACUAUAACUGCGCAUGUACUACCAGAGGGGAUCAGCGAUCAUUGCCCUAUAGUGGUUCAGAGUUUGCAAUCAUCAUCUAUAAAGGCGAAAUCCUUCAAAUAUUGCAACGUAUGGAGCACCCACCCAGAUUUCGGAGAUAUCAUCCAAUCUUGUUGGAACCAGCCUAUCGGGGGAUGUAGGAUGUUUCAGGUAGUGUGCAAACUGAAGACACUUAAACGAAAAUCAGGAUUGAGAGGCAUUGAGGAGAAUCCAAAGGCAAUUGCAGCAGACCCCAUUGAAUGA
Molecule: messenger RNA, 660 nt
Organism: Lycium barbarum (goji berry)
Lineage: Eukaryota; Viridiplantae; Streptophyta; Magnoliopsida; Solanales; Solanaceae
Exons: 2
Coding region: 1-660 (219 amino acids)
Molecular function (GO): catalytic activity
Source: RefSeq, a predicted model, not a curated record